This is a messenger RNA of Cutaneotrichosporon oleaginosum, 778 nucleotides long. RefSeq lists its product as uncharacterized. The record is from RefSeq and is a predicted model, not a curated record. NCBI's taxonomy places the organism in Eukaryota, Fungi, Basidiomycota, Tremellomycetes, Trichosporonales, Trichosporonaceae.
GCCAGGAGGAGAGGAGAGUGGCGGGGCUAAUCAGUUCCUAAUUGCAAUACAAUCCCAAUACUCAAAUCAAAUGGAUGCGGUCAAAUGAGACCGACACAACAGCCGACACUGCGACAUGUCCUGUAGUCUAUAUAACUUCAGGGUCAUUUCUCAUUUGACGACCAAACAAAGAUCGACGUGCUUCCCCCUGUGUCCCAUGUGCCAUGUGCCAUGUGCCAUGUGCCAGUGUUGUGCUGCGGUGUCAUCUCCUGUCGAUCUUGUCUCGGAUAUCCCUUCUCGCGCUUCUCGGCCUGGUCAAACGCCUCCCGCGCUGCCGCUUCGAUGCGCUCGUCGCUUCCAGUCACCCAGCAGUUGACUGCUGGCCGAUGGCCGCUGGCCGCUGGAUUGGAUUGGAUUGGGGAUGAGAUAGCGUGUAAAGCAGCUUUGCAGUUGAUCCACAAGGUUGGGUGUCAGUCCGGGCGGGUCGAGGACCGAGGAGGAGAGGCGGAGGUAGCGAGCCGGCAUGAGGCAGACAUGUGAUUGCGCGCGCAAGACGUGAGAUGGUGGGGAGCGGGAGUGACUCUCCGCGAUAACGCUUUUGUAAGAAUUUGCUCGUUUCGCUUUUACAAUCGGAGGAGACUACUACUAGUCUCUCGCAAGCUGAGAUAGACUGCUAUCGGAGCAGGCGCGCCGCAAGUCGUCCCCACUUUGCAUGCACUGCACAGCACAGCAUAGGUGUAUGCUCUGCAUGCUCUGGUCGUGUGUAGUAGGUGGAGUUAGUGGGUGGCGACGAGGACAU